AUGACCGCCCCAGCGUCCACUCAAGCAGCAACUCUGCGGCGUUUCAUCUCCGCCUGGGAGAAAUGGGACGCCCAGGAAUGGAUCUCCACCUUCUCCGACGAUUUUCAACAAGUCACCCUCCCCCACAGUCUGAACAUCCCCGCUCGUUCACGCAAGGAAGUGGAGGUCGUUCUGCCUGCUCUUGUCGCAAGCGUGAAGUCAUACCAGCUGCACAUCCACCACGUCAUUCAUGAUCCGGAACACAACAAGGCGGUGGUGUACGCUGCGUCUACGGGAAAACUGCCGUGGGGAGACUGGAACCUCGAGUAUGCGGCUUUUCUGACGUUCACCGAAGACGGAGGAAAGGUUGCGAGACUCGAGGAGAUGCUCGAUACCGCGUUCUUGCAAGAUUUUGGGCCGAAGUUCGGGAAGUACCUACAGGAGAAUGGGGGGCCGGUGGCUGUUGCUGCUGGGGGGAAGUAAGACUCGGGUUCGAACAUUUGGC
Aspergillus japonicus CBS 114.51 is the source of this 484-nucleotide messenger RNA. Its product is annotated as nuclear transport factor 2 family protein. The transcript has 2 exons. Lineage: Eukaryota; Fungi; Ascomycota; Eurotiomycetes; Eurotiales; Aspergillaceae. The coding region runs from base 1 to 462 and encodes 153 amino acids. The record is from RefSeq and is a predicted model, not a curated record.